Molecule: messenger RNA, 8336 nt
Organism: Echinops telfairi (small Madagascar hedgehog)
Lineage: Eukaryota; Metazoa; Chordata; Mammalia; Afrosoricida; Tenrecidae
Gene: UNC5D
Product: unc-5 netrin receptor D
Exons: 17
Coding region: 1-2793 (930 amino acids)
Biological process (GO): netrin-activated signaling pathway
Cellular component (GO): membrane
Molecular function (GO): protein binding; netrin receptor activity
Source: RefSeq, a predicted model, not a curated record
AUGAUGAAAGUGUCCCAGCCUAGAUUGUUACAAGGAACCGACAAUGGUGAAGUCCUGCCUGAAUCCAUUCCAUCAGCUCCUGGGACACUGCCUCAUUUUGUAGAAGAGCCAGAUGAUGCUUAUAUCAUCAAGAGCAACCCCAUUGCUUUGAGAUGCAAAGCAAGGCCAGCCAUGCAGAUAUUCUUUAAAUGUAAUGGGGAGUGGGUUCAUCAAAAUGAGCAUGUCUCUGAGGAAAGUCUGGAUGAGAGUUCAGGCUUGAAAGUCCGGGAGGUGUUCAUCAAUGUCACCAGGCAGCAGGUGGAGGACUUCCAUGGGCCAGAGGACUACUGGUGCCAGUGUGUGGCAUGGAGCCACCUGGGCACCUCCAAGAGCAGGAAGGCCUCUGUGCGCAUAGCCUAUUUACGGAAAAAUUUUGAGCAAGAUCCACAAGGAAGAGAGGUUCCUAUUGAAGGCAUGAUUGUCCUGCACUGCCGACCCCCAGAGGGAGUCCCUGCUGCCGAGGUGGAAUGGCUGAAAAAUGAAGAGCCCAUUGAUGCUGACCAAGAUGAGAACAUUGACACCAGGGCUGACCACAACCUGAUCAUCAGACAGGCUCGGCUCUCCGACUCGGGGAAUUACACUUGCGUGGCAGCCAACAUUGUGGCCAAGAGGAGGAGCCUGUCAGCCACUGUGGUGGUCUAUGUGAAUGGAGGCUGGUCUUCCUGGACGGAGUGGUCAGCCUGCAAUGUCCCCUGUGGUAGAGGAUGGCAGAAACGUUCCCGGACCUGCACCAACCCAGCGCCUCUCAAUGGCGGGGCCUUUUGUGAGGGAAUGUCAGUGCAGAAAGUAACCUGCACUUCUCUUUGUCCUGUGGAUGGGAGCUGGGACGUGUGGAGUGAAUGGUCAGUCUGCAGCCCAGAGUGUGAGCAUUUGCGGAUCCGGGAGUGCACAGCACCAUCACCUCGAAAUGGGGGCAAAUUCUGUGAAGGUCUAAGCCAGGAAUCCGAAAACUGCACAGACGGGCUCUGCAUUCUAGAUAAAAAACCUCUUCAUGAAAUAAAACCCCAAAGCAUCGAGAAUGCCAGUGACAUUGCUCUGUACUCGGGCUUGGGUGCUGCCGUCGUGGCUGUUGCAGUCCUGGUCAUUGGUGUCACCCUUUAUAGACGGAGCCAGAGCGACUAUGGCGUGGACGUCAUUGACUCUUCUGCAUUGACAGGUGGCUUCCAGACCUUCAACUUCAAAACAGUCCGUCAAGGUAACUCUCUGCUCCUGAAUUCUUCCCUGCAACCAGACCUGACAGUGAGCCGGACAUACAGUGGACCCAUCUGCCUACAGGACCCCCUGGACAAGGAACUCAUGACAGAGUCUUCGCUCUUUAAUCCUUUGACAGACAUCAAAGUCAAAGUCCAGAGCUCAUUCAUGGUUUCUCUGGGAGUGUCUGACAGAGCUGAAUACCAUGGCAAGAAUCAUCCUGGGACUUUUCCCCACGGAAACAGCCGCGGCUUUAGUACCAUACAUCCCAGAAGCAAAACGCCAUAUAUCCAAAAUCUAUCAUCACUCCCCACAAGGACAGAACUAAGGACUACUGGUGUCUUUGGCCAUUUAGGGGGUCGCUUAGUAAUGCCAAAUACAGGAGUGAGUUUACUCAUACCACAUGGCGCCAUUCCAGAGGAGAACUCUUGGGAGAUAUAUAUGUCCAUCAACCAAGGAGAACCGAGCCUCCAGUCUGAUGGAGUUGAGGUGCUCCUGAGUCCUGAAGUCACCUGUGGUCCCCCAGACAUGAUUGUCACCACUCCUUUUGCAUUGACCAUACCACACUGUGCGGAUGUCAGCUCUGAGCACUGGAAUAUCCAUUUAAAGAAGAGGACCCAGCAGGGCAAGUGGGAGGAAGUAAUGUCAGUAGAGGAUGAAUCUACAUCUUGUUACUGCCUUUUGGACCCCUUCGCGUGUCAUGUGCUCUUAGACAGCUUUGGGACAUAUGCCCUCACUGGAGAACCCAUCACAGACUGUGCCGUAAAACAGCUCAAGGUGGCAGUUUUUGGCUGCAUGUCCUGUAACUCCCUGGAUUACAAUUUGAGAGUUUACUGCGUGGACAAUACACCUUGUGCAUUUCAGGAGGUGGUUUCCGAUGAAAGGCAUCAAGGUGGACAGCUACUGGAAGAACCAAAGUUGCUGCAUUUCAAAGGGAAUACUUUCAGUCUGCAGAUCUCCGUCCUCGAUAUCCCCCCCUUUCUCUGGAGAAUCAAACCAUUCACUGCAUGCCAGGAAGUCCCAUUCUCCCGCGUGUGGUGCAGUAACCGGCAGCCCCUACACUGUGCCUUCUCCCUCGAGCGCUACACGCCCACCACUACCCAGCUGUCCUGCAAAAUUUGCAUCCGGCAGCUCAAAGGCCAUGAACAGAUCCUCCAAGUGCAGACAUCAAUCCUAGAGAGUGAAAGGGAAACCAUCACUUUCUUUGCACAGGAGGACAGCACUUUUCCUGCACAGACUGGCCCCAAAGCCUUCAAAAUUCCCUACUCCAUCAGACAGCGAAUUUGUGCUACAUUUGAUACCCCCAAUGCCAAAGGCAAAGACUGGCAGAUGUUAGCACAGAAAAACAGCAUCAACAGGAAUUUAUCUUAUUUUGCUACACAAAGUAGCCCAUCUGCUGUCAUUUUGAACCUGUGGGAAGCUCGUCAUCAGCACGAUGGUGAUCUUGACUCCCUGGCCUGUGCCCUUGAAGAGAUUGGGAGGACACACACGAAACUCUCAAACCUUACGGAAGCCCAGCUUGAUGCAGCCGACUUCAACUACAGCCGGCAGAAUGGACUCUAGUCCACGUUCUCUCCUGAGACAAAAUGAAGACCAGCUUGUGGACAUUGCUUGGAUAGAGAAAGAGAAAGGCAGCUUUCUGUCCGGGGGCUCUGGGGAAAUCAGCCUUCCUUUCCAAUCAGGGAGAAUUCCUGAUUGUAGACAUUGAAUUUUAAUAGGUAUGAUAGGGAAAAUUACAAGCUCCUUUAGAUAACUGGUUUCCCUGUCCCCUCUGAGUCCACACUUGGGUUAACACUUAAACUCCUCAGAUUGGAGUUGCAAGAAAAAAAGUGAGGGACGCAGCUUGAUAAAAGUAGCUAUGGGAAAAGAUUGGCUGUAACGAGGCUGGGGAGGCACACCUUGAAUAGUGCAUGUUUUGAAAACAGGUUUUUAAGGAUGUGCCCCAAAGAACUAGCUGAUUCUGAUACCAGAUUAGAAUGUCAGAGUUUUCUCCUGGCAUCUGUGGCGCUGGGGAUCAUUGUACAGCACUUUCAGAAAUGGAGUUGGGUGGCCAACCCAUUUGUAUGAACUUAACAGCAUCAAGGUUCAAACGAGGGCAUUUUGAACUUAGAAUCAGAGUACUUUACACCAGCACCAGUGCCGUGUCUAUCCUAGCCACUUAAUGAAGAUGCGAUUGAGAGGUAAAAAUAGACCAAUAACAAGGUCUUGAAGCAUACCCCACCUUCAUUUUCUCCAAGACAAAUCCAUCCAUGUUGUUUGUUUCCCUCCCCUUUCUUACCUAGGACAGCAGAAAGAAAGGGUUUCCAGGAGUAUAUUGAGACCUUUAACUAUGGGAAUAGCCUUCUCCUGACUCAACAACGCAGUCCCAUCUCUACUCCCAGCUAACUUGCUCAGACAGCAGGGAGUGUGAUUAGAGCACAGUUUAUUACACACACUUGAGAGACAAGAGAUGUCGUAUAACGUCUAAGGAUACAUAAACUGUAGAUGUCACAGGCCUCAAAUUUGAAGUCACCUAUUGAUUCUGUUUUCAUGUUAUAAUGGCAUGAGAGAUUUUGCUGUACCUUUAAAUCCAGGUUCCUGAACUUUUCUAGCUUUUUGGUACUAGGUCAUCACAGAAUCUCUCAGUAGGGCUCUAUAUCAUUUGUUUGCCUCUUGAGAAGCAAGUCUUUGCUCUCAAUUGUAUCCACUUACCUACGAAUACUGAGGAACACCUCUACCACACUGCUCCAGAACGAGAGGGAGUUUCCCAUCACCAAGUGUGUUCUCUGUACAGAAUCGCUGACGUAUGGCUCUUACAUUAUGAUUUUUUUCCCAUUUUAAUAUGUGGCAGGGGUAUUAGGGAAAGUUGUAAUCCACAGAUAAUUCAUGACUUUUAUCUUAACCCUUUAAUCCAUGUUUAAUCCUGUUAAAUCAUUUUGACAAGCUGUUUUGGUAGCCUGAACAUAAACACAUCUGCUCCUGCUCAUCUUCUGAUGGACAUUUUAAUUAAUUGUCCACACUCAGGACAAUCAAUGUCAAGGACCUAGGUUAAUCAAAGGCAGCUAAUUAGCUACUUAGAGGUUGACUAUAUUAGAACAAAGUAAAAAUGGGCAGGGAGCUGAUGAAGCAGAGAGUAUUAAGCUAUGGAGACAUGAUCAAUGCUUUGAAAUAAUGCUUUUAUCCAUCUUGUGUGAAACGAAUGCUGUAAGCAUUCACAUGAAGAAGACAUAAAGAAAGGUUGAUUCUAUGAUGCCAGCCAUAAGGUGUUGAAGAACUCUUGAAUGUGUUGGCCAUUAUUUCUACUAAUGAGUGGUAUGUAUCAUCCCUUGUAUUAGAUAGAUGGCUUUACCACAUGAAAUUCAAAAGCAUCUUGCUUUUCUCAGGAACCAAAGGCUUAAUGCAUACAACAAAGAAAUCCUCUUAUAACUUUCAAGCAUAUUUUCAAAAUACCAUUUCUAGGUCAGGAGAACACCCUUUGGCUAAUGUACUGAACUUGUUAACAUUUUUAUUCUUUCUUGGAGACAGUAGAGAGAAAAUAUCAGAGUGUAUAUUGCAUAACAUUCCUGAUACAAAUUCUGAUAUAUACACACACAUAUAUUUCUGAACCCUAAAAAUGCACCUCAGUGAAAAAGGAAAUAAUAUAUUUCACCCCUAGUUUCAGCCCAAGAUGGAACUACAUCUCUUUGGAUCCUGCUUUAUAGUUCACUCUUGUUUCGGUUAGGAUUAUACAAAGGAUUUAUGAAUAUCACAAAAAAAUUAUAUGAUCAUUGUAUGUCAAGAUUGUGAAGUAUUUUCCCAAAGAUAACCCAUGUUUUUGAGACUGAAGACCAAGAUGGGAAGAGUGGAGGGGUACAGGUCAGUCAAACAGAGCUCAGAAUUGAGUUGCUGGUCCAUAACCAUGACCUACGCUUUUGUUCUACUGUGAUAUUUACUUCUUACAAACACUGCCAUCCUAAAACAGAUUUAAUCGUUUGAAUGCAUACUUUGAAUACUUUAUUAUCCUAGUGGAAAGGGAAGCAAAAUAUUAAAAAUGGCCUUUUUGAACUGGGUGGGUCACUUAGUUUUGUUUUAUUUCAAAAUAACAUAGCUCACCUACAUGUCAAAUCUUUCAAAUCUCAAAGGCACUUAAGUCUAAUAGUCAUGCUUUAAAUAUGACAAAAAUUAUGCCAUCCAAAUGAUGAACUUCAAAGCUUCACCAGUCUGCAGCAUCGUAAAGUUAAUGUACAGGUUUUACAACUUAGCGUGUGCAGUCUUAACUAGUUUACAUUAAAAUUCUUUAAGUCAAAAGGAAAUUCACUGUACAGAUUUAAAUACAAACUUCAUUUAUUGGUACAGGAAGUCUCAUAAAACUCAGAUGUGCUCUCACAAAAAUUUCAUUAUCCUUUUUGUAAGAGACGAAAAGGGAUCGACAUAAUUCUCUUUAAACCAGGAAGGGGGGCGUCUCUCAUUUUUUAUUUUCUAUCUCCAACUGCAGCUGUUAUCUUUUUGCUCUAGCCCCUGUAGAGGGUUUUCUUUCCACCAGCUUUGAGAGGAAAUGUUAUGUCAGAUGACUAAAACAGGGUUCUCUUUGGAUGAAAGGUUCUGGAUUUAUUGAGACAAUUUCCCCUGAUAAGAAUUCUCAACAUCGGGAUUUAUAAGCAAAGGUAGACUACUAAAAUGGUAUAAUUGGUUUUAGAUAGCAUCCUGCCCUUUCUAACCUCCAGGCAAAUUUAACUGUGAAUUUCAAAAUGUUAUAAAACCUUUCUGUGUGCUUUUGCUUUCCCUGCUAGCCACUUCUCUUCAAUCUCUCGGUCACUCUUCCCUGUAAAUGUGUUGACUACCGUAGCUUUCCGAUGUGUUGACAGGUAAAGCUGUCUCCGAGGCCUUUAUUCCAGCUCAUUGAAGGUCAGAGGAACGGGCAAGGAGCUGAAAAUGUGCCUCUGGCCCAUUGUGUGGCCAUUUUAAUUAUUUUUCCUCAUAAAGCAUUGCCAAGUUCUGACUCCUUAGCAAUUCCCAUGUACUGGACUAGAGGUGACAUCCACAGCAAAUGGGAGAACCGAUUGUCGUCCUAAAGAUAGUGACGCAAUUUUAUUAGCCUUUUGGUGUUUGUUCCACAGCACUGUAUUUGAACACUGAUGCUUUAGCCAAAAGCUGAAUGGCCACUGUUUCCGCAGUUUCCACUGUUUUGUCUGCAUAGAAUUUUCCUGAACUACAAGCAGAAAUGUAUUUUGUCCAAUGUCACAAAAGUGAAAAUGUUACUAAUCUUAGACGUGUUGCAUAUUUUGUGUUUUCACUUCUCAAACUCUUUCAGAAGCUGCAGUUACCAAGCUGUUUGGCUGCAUUGACAGCAUGUGGUGUUUUUACAAACGCAAUUCUAGGAGGGCCAGCGUCUGCCAUGGACUUCCCUUCCCCGCUCCAGGGGCGUCAAGACAUCGGAAAUGGCAAUCUGUAUGCUGUGCUUUCCAGGAAGGCCAGUGGGAUGGACGUCAGACCUGGCUCGUUAGUCACUAGUGUGUAGUACUGUGAUCUGAAGUAGGAACCCUCACUCACGUAGAAUAAUCGUGGUUUUUGAAGCAGCUACUCAUUGCUUUUUCCUUUUGCUCUGAAGAUCAUGGAAUUGGAAUGUCCUCAUGAGGUGGGCCCAAGAGAGUAACAUUAAACUUCAUGUCUUAAAACUCACCCUCCACCGGAACCCAAAGAUAUAAAAGGCAGUGCUUCAACAGAGAUUCAUGUUGAAACCUGAGUUUAACAUGGCCUCCCCCUUGCCCCCAUCCUUAAUAUUGAAUGCUACCAUAGGGAAACCAUUUUUUCCCCCCCAAAGAGUCACAGCUUUGGAUUAUUAAAAAAUUUCGCUAAAUGUGGGUAUCUAAUUCAUUGCAUGAAUGAUAAUUGUAUCAAUACUCUUCAAGAGACACGAUCCAAGUGAAAUGGCCCCAUGUUUCAAUUUUUGCUAAGCCCCCAAACAUUUCACUUAGUUCAAGCAUUAUUUAUAUAUAAAUUUCCAAAUUUGACAAAUUACAAAAUUCCUUUAAAAUGCUAUCUAUAUGGUGGGUAAACAUUUAUUUCUGUUAAAAUCGUGAUGAAAAGGAGUAAUGCUAUUUCAGGGGAGUUUAUAAAUUGAACAUCAAUCAUGCCUUAUGACCUCAGUACUGAAGCAUAGAUAUUACAAUCAGAAGCAGAUCUAAUCAUUUGAAUACCCAUCCAUUCAUAAGUUCAGGUGCUGCUGAAGGGGGUUGCCCUUAAUCAGAAGGGCAGCUGUGCUUCUUCCGAGGGGAGCUACACAUUUCCCAUCAGAAGUGCUCCCCUCUGCUCGUCCGAGGUUAUGUAAGCCACUCCCAUUCCAAACUUCUUGGUAAGAAGGUGGGAAAACGUUCCGUCUGUGGACAUUUUCUAUUCAGGAAAACACUUUUCUUCUUCUUAAAAUUGGAAUAAAGUCUCCUACUUAAAAUUUCCUGUUCUCCAUAAUUCUAUCUGAUUGGUACAUGCAAUUCAGGAAAAGCUCAACCUCACACGAUUGCAAGCAUAAGCAUUUAGAGACAACUGGCGGGUUUUCCUGACCUAUACACAAACAAUAUGAGUAAUCGUUUACCUCCAUGUCUGCAUGAAAGAAUUUAAAACAGAUUUCAUUUUGUUCUUUUUAAUUUUCGAAGGUGGGUGGUGGGGGGGGGCGGUUCUUUCACGUGAUUCAUGUCUCAAACCCAUCCCACCCUCAACUCUCAUUGGAGGUGUUCAGCGCCGAACAGGAGCAGAGCUGGACACCUAAUUUGACAUGAAGCUGCAGGAGCAAGCCAGCCAGAGGGGGGCGUUGGAAGAAAGCAUGGCCUUGGCUUCAUACCACCCUUUUUGUGCCUUGUAUUAUCAAUGUAAAUUUUGAAUGUUGUACAGUAAAUACUUGGAUGGACUUCUGAGAAAAGGCUGCACUGGCUUCUUUUUCAACAUCUGUACAUAUCUAUAAAUUGCUAUACAUAUAUAUUUGGUAAUGCCAAACAGCUGUGUUAUAUUGUAUUGAACAAAAUGGACAGUUUGGAUGUUUUAUGUAGAGUUUGCCAAAAAAAAAAAAAUGGAUGGUUACAGACUUUUCAAGAUAAAUGUACAGACGUAAAUUACUGCAUAUCACUUAUUUAUGAAUAAAGAGUCUUUUAUUGACA